AUGUCCAUUGAACACCCGGUCGAUGUCUUGAACACUGUCAAUCUCGUCACACAAUGUCUGUGUAUUCCAAUCGUUACUUUAUUUGUUUGCUUUCGCUUUUAUACCCGGAUUCGAUUUAAACAGUCCCUAGGAGUGGAAGAUUAUGGCUGUCUCAUCGCUUGGCUCCUGUUCAUGGGAUACUGUGGAAUCGGUAUCGUCAUCGGCCAACAUGGCGGAGGCUACCACUACGAUGAACUCUCGCCAGCAACACAAGUCCAAUUCAAAAAGUUUUGCUAUAUCGCGACCAUUCUUUACUGCCCCAUGGCCCUCUUCGUCAAAAUCGCUCUUUUGUCCAUCCUGACCCGGAUCUUCGCUCCUUACCGCGGCAAAGUCUGGUUCAUCUACAUCUUCCUCGGCUGUCUGUGUGUCUACUACACCAUCGCUCUGAUUGUGAAGAUCCGCAUGUGCGACCCCAUCCCCAUGUACUGGCUCGGCGCAGUGCCCGGCGGUUCCUGUCUCGACCAGACCGCUGCCCUCAUCGCCGAUUCCGUGAUCAGUGUCGUCAGCGAUAUCAUCAUCCUCAUUCUCCCCCUGCCAUUGACCUGGUCUCUUCAAAUGUCCCGCAAUCGAAAGCUCCGUGUUAUGGGUCUGCUGGGUGCUGGUGGUCUUGCUACGGGAUUCAGUCUGUACCGAUUGGUUCUGGUGCUGAGCAAGGGUAACUCACCCGAUCAGAGCAUCGUGUUUAUCUGUGUCAUUUUGUCUGGAAACGCCGAGGGUGGUAUGGGAUUGAUUUGUGCCUGCCUACCUGUUCUCAACGUCUUGCUGGCGUACUACAAGAAGGAGUACUCCUCGCAAAAGUACUACCAGAACGGCUCGAACGUUCCACUCAGCGAGAGAAAGACGGGUGCUACUUCGAAGGCCGCUUCGGAGUGGGAUAAGGCAACGAGCUUUGGCGAUCAGAGCCAUUUGAUCUCGUUCGCCGGUGCGCCGGAGGCAGAGAGUGCUGAGUCCAUCUACAACCACGAUGGAAUCAGGAAGACUGUCGCUGUGUCACAGACCGUCGAGUCCUCAUAA
Penicillium brevicompactum is the source of this 1053-nucleotide messenger RNA. RefSeq lists its product as uncharacterized. Bases 1 to 1053 code for a protein of 350 amino acids. The record is from RefSeq and is a predicted model, not a curated record. NCBI's taxonomy places the organism in Eukaryota, Fungi, Ascomycota, Eurotiomycetes, Eurotiales, Aspergillaceae. The transcript is spliced from 5 exons.